This is a messenger RNA of Brienomyrus brachyistius, 1632 nucleotides long. RefSeq names its product hereditary hemochromatosis protein homolog. NCBI's taxonomy places the organism in Eukaryota, Metazoa, Chordata, Actinopteri, Osteoglossiformes, Mormyridae. The transcript has 5 exons. The record is from RefSeq and is a predicted model, not a curated record. Bases 386 to 1288 code for a protein of 300 amino acids.
AGGAUAGGCAUGGAUCAAUAAGAUACCGUGGUUUUCAUGUUGUAGAAAGAACUGAAACUUGUGAAAAAGCUCAAAGCUUCAGCCCCCCUGUAGUUACACCCCCUGAAGCCCCCUGAAAAGGCUUCAGUACACUCAAUACCCUCAUGCAGAAAUAUUACAGGAGCUCAGACUGGGACCCUUGCAUACCUUCCUGUUCUGUCCAGAAGGAAGGAAAUUGGUGGAAUGGCCUCCUCUCGUUUGUAAACUUCUUAUGUUCUUAUGGAAAUGUCUUUUUUACAGUUUGGUGCUAAUUUUGUCCUGUGGGCUUUUGGUUUCAUUCAUAGGAAGUGGUUUCUAAAAACUAGUCUGCCUUGCCAGUCUGCCUGCUGCAGGGUGUGAUAUUACAAUGGAAUUUACACAGACCUGCUUCAUCCACAUCUUCCUCGCGUUCCUCAUCAAAUUAACAGGUGCUGAGGGCAUCGUCACCAUCAAAGCAAACAAAGGGCAGAAGAUCCUUCUCCCCUGCAACGUAUCUGAGGACAGUCUUAAUAAAACAUAUACUGUCAACUGGAGGAAGAAUGGAACCUCUCCAGCCCUCUGUUAUUACCGCGUGUCACAAAAUGGUGCCACAAAAAACUGGAAGUGUGGAUCCCGUUAUGUGACUGAAGGACGACCUCCGCGACUUUACUUAACAAAUGUCAGCUUCAGUGACUCUGGGGUCUACAACUGCUCUGUGGAAAGACAAAUUCCCCCACCAAACAAGGAGAAAAUCUAUUUGGUGGAUCUUCUAGUUGGAGAUGCAGCUCGUCCCACAGUGUCUGUGUCCCGGGUGGAGGGGCCCAGUGGGAACCCGGCGCUGCUCUGCUCCGUUCGGGACUUUUACCCAGAGAGCAUAGAGCAGGACUGGCUCCGGGACGGACUCCCACUGAACGUGACCCCUGACAGACGCAGCACAGUCAACCCAGACGGCUCCUACUCCCUCGACUCCUACUUGUCUCUGACACCAGCACAUGCUGAGGAUGUGCUCUGUUCCUGCUGGGUCAAUCACUCCUCUCUGGACCUGCCUCUCAACUACACUUUUCAGUGUAAAGAACACAAAACAGCUGGAGUGGCGGUUCCUAUACUUUGCGGAAUAUUUUGCGUGAUGAUCAUUUUCCUUGUUUUUAUACUGUUUAAGAAAUUCAAAGCAGUCCUCCGUUGCUCUUCUGGAUCCAUCCACACACCGCCCAACAACGUCCAGGAGUCACUGAGCAAUUCCAUUUAUUCAAACCUUUGGGAGCACCAAGCAAAUGCAACAUAUAAUACUUGACUUAAAAUCAAGUCUUAAAAAAGCAAAACCUGUUAAGGCCCCAGGUGUAAUUGGUUACAUAUUUACUAUAUAUACUCCAUUCUAGUAACUUAUGGCCAAAAGUUAGUAAUACAAACAUUGUGGGUUCAAGGCCCAAAGAGUACACCCAAAUUAUAACCUUUCUCUCUACUAUAAGUGGCUCAAGAUAUAUGAGCUAAAAAAUAUUACUUCAUAUUUUUCCCACAUAUAGUGUCACAUAAAUGUAAAUUUGUAAAGCAUAAAUUUAAUAUUCACACAAUAUCUAGACAUUGGUUAGUUUAAUUUUGGUUAAGAGUGAAAUUCAUACUAACAUACAUUUGUAACCG